Messenger RNA from Anopheles coustani, 1941 nucleotides. RefSeq names its product leucine-rich repeat-containing protein 20 (gene Sclp). Bases 1 to 771 code for a protein of 256 amino acids. Gene Ontology annotation, molecular function: protein binding. The record is from RefSeq and is a predicted model, not a curated record. Lineage: Eukaryota; Metazoa; Arthropoda; Insecta; Diptera; Culicidae. The transcript has 3 exons.
AUGAGGCCACCGACGCACUUUGGUAAUGACAUUACCAACACCGAGGCGAACGGCGCUGAGGAGCAGAACAACCAGACUAACAGCAAUGGCGGAAGUGGUGGAAACAAUGGCAACGGUGGCAACAACAACAAUAACAAUAACAACAACAACAACAACGGUCGGAGCAACACUGAUUUCAUCGUCGAACGGCUGACGCAGAACGGUGCCACGCGGCCUCUUCCGAAGAACGCCGGAAGUGGGAUCAUCCGCGUGGUCGAGCGUUGCGACGAUGCGAAGGAGAACAGUAAUCUAGACCUCUCCGAAUGUGAGCUCAUCCAGGUUCCGGAUGCAGUCUACCAUCUGAUGAGAAACACGGAACUGAAAACGUGCGAUCUAAGUGGCAACGUGAUAACGAAGAUUUCACCCAAAUUCGCCGUUAAGUUCAGUUUUAUCACAGAACUAAAUCUGUCCCACAACCAAAUGGCCAGACUGCCGGACGAGCUGGCCGACUUGCACUCGCUGGAAGUGUUGGACAUUUCGCACAACUCCUUCAUCAGCCUGCCGAACGUGGUGUUCAAAAUGCCUAAGCUGCGCGAGCUGCGAGCGAACAACAAUGCCAUCAUCGACAUCGAUCGGGACGAAAUCAUCACGUCCGAGUCGUUGGAGUUGGUCGAUUUGCGGCACAAUCCCCUGACGCCCUUCUGCCACGAUCUGCUGAAGCAUGCCAACGUGUCGUUCCGGAUCGAGCUGUCGGACCGGGUGAAGGAAGACUGGGAAGAUUUGACUAUUUGAGGGAAUUGUUCCGCUCGAACUGCCGUCCCCAAAGUGCUUGUCCUGCCUUCGAACUAGCUUUAGCCGCACUAUUAGAUGCAUUGUGUACGUAUGAUAUUGUUACUCGCUGGUAUCUUCUGCUCUAAAAAUAACAUAAACCCUCCACACAAAGCUUGUGGAUUGUACUAACAAACCGACACUUGGAAAAGGCAUUAAUCCUAUGUUUAGAAGGAUCUCCCAGCGUACUUAUGCUAAGAUGUCGAUGGUAUUACACCGGACAGAACAGUUUAACCAGCACCGUUAUUAAACGGAACCCUUUUUCCUGUAUAAAACUAACCAGAUCUAGCCAUGAAGUGGAUAGUUCAAGUGUAUGUAUUGUACUUAUGUAUUAUAUUGCAUAUUUGAAUGUACUUGUAGUCAGUAAGCUCUACCUUUGCGGUCCGUGUACCUGCCCGAUCAUUUUAGUUUUCUGAUGGGGAUCUUCUCGUAACGUGGUGUUUAAUUAAAAUUGGAUAGAUUUCACCUUAAAAGAUGUGUGUGGAUGUGUCGAAGACGCGUGCUUUACGAUCAAGAUAACACGUGGGAUAGGAUGUUGAUCUAGUCAUCAGAAGAAAUGUAUGUAUUAACUGAAAAAUGUUGAUCUGAGUAGGCAUUGUCUGUAUGGCUGUGCAAAAUGAACCGAUUAGAUGAUUGCUUCGUAAAAAUAAGCAGCAAGAUUAAAAAGAUUCGAUCAAGAGCAUCCCGCCCUGACUCAGUUUAGAGAACGUGCCUUAUGAUCAAAAGAGGACUGCUUUAUGACAUACCACACAACAAAACUACCCCGCGUUCGAGAGGAGAUCCUCUAGUCAGAAAAGGAAAUGGGGCGAUAAACGGCAGCGAUUCGUGUGAGAUAGGACAUAAUUUAUGACCAUGAUCAUAAACGAGUGAUAUUAAGUAAGCGGAAGUGUUAUGUUUAAAAAGCUGUUAAAAAAAUCAUUUAGGGAAAAAGUUGCAAUAAUUCAAAGAUGGUUUCUUUCAUAAACCGCGAUGAAAAAAUUACAAUUGGAAAGAGGCCUUGCGAUCACGAUUCAAAAUAUCAUCAACAUGUCUUCAUGUAGAAUAUUGCAUAUUUGAAUAUGAGAUUGUAGCCAAAUCUAUUAUUUGUAAAGACAAUUAAAAAAAAAACAAAAACCGCUAACAAUCGAGCAGAAA